Messenger RNA from Didymella exigua CBS 183.55, 2623 nucleotides. RefSeq names its product SPOC domain-like protein. The coding region runs from base 121 to 2322 and encodes 733 amino acids. Gene Ontology annotation, biological process: cellular response to gamma radiation; double-strand break repair via nonhomologous end joining; DNA recombination. Gene Ontology annotation, molecular function: telomeric repeat DNA binding; damaged DNA binding; double-stranded DNA binding. The record is from RefSeq and is a predicted model, not a curated record. Gene Ontology annotation, cellular component: Ku70:Ku80 complex; nucleus. Lineage: Eukaryota; Fungi; Ascomycota; Dothideomycetes; Pleosporales; Didymellaceae. The transcript is spliced from 5 exons.
CUUGUCUUUAUCGUCACCAGGAGGCUUUGCAGAUCAACAGAUUGUUCAGCAAGCAGUAGCGUAAAUAGCAGUACGCGCAACGCACGCGGAAAGAGCAAGGAACUGCAAUCGACUGCAAAGAUGGCGGGCAAGGAAUCGACCAUCUACAUCGUCGACCUCGGCCGGUCGAUGGGUGAGACGCGCCACGGCCGCGACCACACAGAUCUUGAUUGGGCGCUCGACUACGUAUGGGACAAGAUCACAACAACAGUCGCGACGGGCAGGAAAACGGCGCUAAUGAGCGUUGUUGCGUGUCGCACUGAUGGGACGGACCUUAACGGUGUCAUGGAAGAGGCGGAGGGCUACGAGAAUAUCACCGUGUUCUCGGAAUGUAAACAGUACUUGCUGAGCGACAUCCGGAGGCUGCAGAAAAACCUGAAGCCAAGCAAGACAAAUGAAGGAGACUUGGUCUCUGCACUAGCAGUCGCUGUUCAUUUGAUGGACAGUGCAACCUCGAACAAAGCUGGCAAGCCGCUGAAGUUUGAUCGGCGGAUUGUCAUCGUAACUGACGGGAGAGGUGAGAUGGAUGCCGAUGAUCUGGACGCUAUUGCGAUGAAGAUCAAGGACGAAGAGGCGCCGAUUGAGGUCACGCUGCUCGGCGUUGACUUUGACGACCCAGACUACGGCUACAAGGAAGAGGACAAAGAUAUUACGAAGUCUAAGAACGAAGAAGUCUUGAAGAGCUUCGUGGAGAGCUGUAGCGGCAACUUCGGUACACUCGCUGAAGCCAUCGAGCAGCUCAGCAUCCCCCGCCUGAAGCAGACACGGCCAAUUCCCAGCUUCAAAGGCCAACUUACUCUUGGAGAUGCCUCCAAGUUCGAUGCUACACUCACUAUCGAUGUCGAGCGAUAUCCAUGCACCAUGCUUGCCAAACCACCAACGGCCAGCUCAUUCGUCGUUCGCACAGAUCUCGGUGCAGCAGAACCCAGUAACGGAGAAGCUAUGGAAGGCAUAGUCGGUGAGGACCAUCCAAUGAGUGACCUGGCGGUGGUACGAACCCAGCGAGGCUACCAAGUCGAUAACCCGGACGAACCAGGUGCUAAGAAGAAUGUGGAGAUGGAAGAUCUCGAGAAGGGAUAUGAGUACGGCAGGACCGCAGUCCACAUCGCCGAAUCCGACAUGAAUGUUGUCAAGCUUGAAACUCAACCCUCGUUAGAGCUUAUUGGUUUCGCGAGAGAAGAAGAGUUCGGACGCUACCUACCAAUGAGCCGAACGAACUACAUCGUACCCCAGAAAGCAAACCAGCAAGCUCAGCUAGCGCUUUCCUCGUUCAUACAUGCGCUGUUUGAAGGUGGACUGCAUGCAGUUGCGCGUCUAGUCACGAAGGAAAGCAAACCACCCUUGGUCAUUCUGCUUGCGCCAUGGAUCGAGCCGGACUUCGAAUGCCUGGUCGAUGUAGAGUUACCUUUCGAAGAGGACAUGCGACGCUACAAGUUCCCACCCCUGGACCGAAAACUUACAGUGAGCGGCAAGGUCAUCACAGAACAUAGAGACUUGCCGAAUGCAGAUCUUACUGCUGCAAUGGACGCUUACGUUGACGCCAUGGACUUGUCUACAUUCGGCGAAGACGAAGACGGCAACCCUGAUGAGUACGCAAAGCCAGAAGAUACAUACGCACCGCUCGUGCAUCGUAUCAACCACAUCAUCAGGUGGCGGGCUACACAUCCUGAUCCCACUCUGGUCAUCCCUGACCCGCCUGAGAUUCUCAAGAAGUAUUCUGCCCCACCAUCAGAGCUCGUUGAACGCGCAAACAGCACGCUCGAGUCUCUCAAAGCCGCAGCAGAUGUCAAGAAGGUACCACCCAAAGUAAAAGGACGGGGCAAGCGCAACCGCGCUGAGCGCGAGAAGCCGAUCUCCGGCCUUGACGUUGAUGCGCUGCUGGGCAACCCUACACGAGUUACGAUCGAUCCAGCCAACCUCGUGCCGAGCUUUAAACAGGCGCUCGCCGUCACUGAUGAUUUGGCCGCCAUACAGUCCGCUGCAGACGCCAUGGCGAAAGAAAUCCGCAGCCUGGUGAGGAACAGCGUGGCCGAGAGCGCCUACGGGCGAGCACUGGAGGCUGUCCGUGUCAUGCGCGACGAACUGACCGAGCUCGAGGAGCCAGAAAUGUACAACAGCUUCGUGAGAGUGUUCAAGAAAGAGCUGCUUGAAGAUGCGCUGAAUGGAGACCGGAGGGAGAUGUGGUGGAGAGUACGGGGGAGCAAAUGUGGUCUGAUCGACCAGAAGAGGUCGCUGGUGAGUGAUGUCACGGAGAAGGAGGCGGACAACUUUUACAAGGCUUAGGUGGCCAUCAACGUAAUGUGUACAAUCAGAGGCUGAACUUUUCCACGGUGGCUAGCUGCUGGGUUUGCCGCGAUACCAUCAAGGUUCUCGUGAACCUUUGCAAUCAGUGGGUCAGGAGAUCUCAUGGUACCGCUCGAAGGGUCAGGGGUGCCUGAGGAUCCAUGCAUCCACAACAGUGGAUCACGUAGGCUUUCACCUCGACACCGAGGGUAUGGAACGCCUCCAGAUGCAGCAAUCACCUGUCUUGAUCGUGUCCACAUAUUCACAAUGAUCUUUCACUCAUCCGCGAGGCGCAAACGAG